Tetrahymena thermophila SB210 is the source of this 186-nucleotide messenger RNA. RefSeq lists its product as hypothetical. NCBI's taxonomy places the organism in Eukaryota, Ciliophora, Oligohymenophorea, Hymenostomatida, Tetrahymenidae. The transcript has 2 exons. The record is from RefSeq and is a predicted model, not a curated record.
AUGGUGAAUUCUCAAGCUCAUUUAUAAUACAAAAAUGAAGCUAAAUUAGUAUUAAAGGCAGCUUAGUUUAAGUCAAUAACAUUUGAUUAUGAUUCAGUUCAUUAAAAUGGUGUAACUUAAGCAAAAUAAAAUGAGAAAAUAGGAUUUAAAGCUUCUUCUUAUGCCAGAUCUUUAGUAAGCAAAUGA